ACAAUCUCUUUUCAUUUAUCCAGUCUCCUCCGUUUGUGUUUGCCAGAAGCCCUUCAUAGAUUCUAUCCGGUCUUUCAGCACCCGUUUCGAACUUCCAACAAGGGAUGGCGGAAGUCUCUCAGUCAGCUGAAAUUGAAACAAGUUGCGAUGUAUCAAUUGCUAUACAAAACGACCCUACAAGCAUGGAGCAGGGGACAAUGCCAGAGCAGAAAAUCCUUAAAGUGCCUCACCAACUACUUAAGGAGAUGGUGGAAGUUUCUCAGUUAACUGAAACUGACACAAGUGGCCAAGUAUCAAUUGCUAUACAAAACGACCGCCCAAGCUUAGAGCAGAACCUGAUUUUGGCUUGGCCUAGCCAGAAAAUCCUCAAAGUGCCUCGCCAAUUACUCGAGGUAAAUAGAAAAGCCUAUGAACCUUAUGUCAUUUCUAUCGGUCCAUACCAUCGGUGUAAAGAUCACUUGAAGGAAAUGGAAGAACAAAAGGUGCCUUCUUUAAAAAGGCUUCUUCAAUCGACAAAUCAAAGUGUCGAAAUAUAUCUAUCAGCCAUAGGAGAUAUGGUGAAAGAAGCUCGCAAUUGUUAUUCAGGACCUUUAGAUAUUUCCGAGGAAGAAUUUAUAGAAAUGAUGGUCCUUGAUGGAUGUUUUAUUAUUCUGUUUUUUACGGGGAUGUUGGGAGAUUCUUUCUGCUGCAAUGGCCUCAUCUAUUCAAGCAUUUUGCAUGAUUUGGUUCUAGUUGAGAAUCAACUUCCCUUUUUUGUACUAUACAAGUUAUUUGACAUGAUCCCAAAAACGUUCUUCAACUUGGUGGGUUCUACAGAUCCAAAAAACUGGUUUAUCCAUCAGUUACUUGAAAAGUUUGAAGAUAGAAUGCCAGGGCUCAGGGUUAACACAACCUAUGAUGACAGUUCAAUGAAAAAUGUUAAGCAUAUAGUACACUUAUUACACUCCAAUUGGCUUCCUUCAAACGAGGCAAUGGAUGAAUACAAUCAUCACCCAAAAGAUGGGAAGUGGCGUCUCAUACGUUCUGCUACAGAACUAAGAGAGGCAGGAAUUGAGUUUAAAAGGCUUGAGACAGGAAGGGAUGCGAGAAAGAGCUUAUUUGAUAUCAAGUUCUACAACAAGAUACUAGCGAUUCCAACUGUGACUAUUGACGUUGACACGGAAAGUUUGCUUCGUAACCUUAUUGUCUUUGAACAGUAUGACAAUAAGCAUCCACUAUUCUUAACUGCUUAUAUUGCUCUCAUGGAUCCCCUAAUCAAUUCAGUGAAGGAUGUGGAGUUACUUUGUAAGAGUGGGAUAAUUGAUAAUUUGUUAGGCAAUGAUGAAUCAGUUGCGGCCUUGUUCAACGGGUUCGGAAAUCAUAUUUCUUUCUCCAGACAAGAUUUCUUUUAUGCCCAGUUAUUUAAGGACAUCAACCGUUAUUAUGGAACACCUUGGAGUAAAUGGACGGCAAACUUAAGGCACAAAUAUUUCAAGACCCCAUCGGCUUUUGUCUCCUUUCUUGCUGCAACUUUGUUGCUUCUACUUACAUUGCUACAAACUGCAUUUACAAUCUUCCCUCGGCCUUGAAAUUUCAUAGUGCGAGAGAUCCAAGAUCAAAUGGUAUGACCAAAAUGUGUGAGAAACGCAAGUGUUACAUAGACUAGUAGAAAGGUUUUGCUACAUUUUGUUUUCUGUAAUUACUGUAUUGUAUUGUACUGUAUCUUGCUUUUUAAGGUUUGUUUUGUUGGGUUUCUUUAACCUUGUUUGUUUUGUUGGGUUUCUUUAAGCUUGUAAGUUAUUGUAUUGUAUUGUAUUGUAUUGUACCGUACCUUAUUUUCUUUAGAUACAUUUUGUUGGGUUUCUUUAAGCUUGUAAGUUACUGUAUUGUAUUGUAUUGUAUUGUCUUGUACCGUACCCUAUUUUCUUUAGAUACAUUUUGUUGGGUUUCUUUAAGCUUGUAAAUUGUGAGAGCUCUGUUAAAGAUUGUUGCUGCCUAGAUUUGUUUCAAAUUUGCAGUGUAGUGUUUCAUUAUGUCCUUCAAAAGAUAUAUUAGAUUUUGAAUACUGGGUUCUACAUAUUAACAGUGAUUAUUAUUCAGUUGCUCUUGAAAAAUUUUGAUUAUUUUGUUCUUAAUAAGCUUAAAUGUUUUGU
Messenger RNA from Rubroshorea leprosula, 2132 nucleotides. The record is from the annotation of a GenBank genome assembly. Lineage: Eukaryota; Viridiplantae; Streptophyta; Magnoliopsida; Malvales; Dipterocarpaceae.